GUAAUCCAUCUUGGUUCUUUAUUGAUGCUCUUGUUCUUGGUUUCUUUACGUAUACAAUGGCUCAUCAUCACCACCACCAUGCGGCGGCGGCGUCAUCGGAGUGGGAGCACAAGUGCGGCAGCCUGGCGGCGGAGCUGACGGCGGGUAGGGACGUGGCCAAACAGCUCCAGCUCAUCCUCAGCUUCAUCCCGCCGCCCUCCUCCGUCCACCACUACUCAUCUUCUUUUCCUUCGUCGUCAUCAGUGGCUGCAGAGCAGGCGACGACGAGGGAAGUGCUGGUGCAGAAGAUCCUUGCUUCCUACGAAAACGCGCUUUCCAUGCUCAGUACUACUCCGAGGAUGAUGCCAGCUCAGCACCACCACCAUGACCCGAACCGAGAUCAUCAUGAUCUCGGUUCGGGUCAUGAUGAUGGGGACAUUGGGACGGUGGUGACGAUGAUGUCGAAGUCGUCGCCGCCGGGGACGAGGAGCGGGAGUCCAGGGAGCGAGGACUCCGACUCCGGCCACGACCUCUUCAAAGACACCACCUCUUCUAGGAAAAGGAAGAGCAUUAUUCCAAGGUGGACGCAUCAGGUUAGAGUGGGCCCAGGGAUGGGCCUCGAAGGCCCACUUGACGACGGCUUCAGCUGGAGAAAAUACGGCCAGAAGGACAUCCUCGGCGCCAAAUACCCUAGAGGGUAUUACAGGUGUACGCUGCGAAACGUGCAAGGCUGCCUGGCCACAAAACAAGUCCAGAGGUCCGACGACGACUCCACCGUCUUCGAGAUUACGUACAGAGGAAGGCACACCUGCACCCAAUCUCCACCGCCAAAUAACACCGCCCCUCCACCGUCCGAACCAGCCAUGCCGGCGGCGGACGACCGUCAGCACGAGCAGCUGCUCCUCAACUUCCGGAGGGGACUCAACGUCGUCGGGGUAACCGACGACGGCUCGGAGUUCGACUACUCUCCCCCAACGAGUACCUACGCCGGCGGCAGCUUGUUCUUUCCUCCGCCGCAGGCUACUACGGCGGCGAUGACGUCAUUCGCACCUCCGUGCAGUUCUGUCUACCACCACAGCUUUAGCGGCGGCGCGGCUAGUAGUAGUAGGAGCAAUGAUAACAUUAAAAUUAUUAGCUACGGACGGGAGCAGAGUACAACGGCUGCAGCCGCUCCGCCGGUUGACUUCCCGUUUGGCAAUAUGGACCAUUUGUUUGACGAUCCGACGACCUUCACGUUCGACAACAACGCCGGCUUCUUUUCCUAGCUACCUAGUCCAAUCAUAUGCUAGCUAAGCUAGCUGCUGCCGUGAAACUUGAUGAGUGAUGUUUGACUUCAAAAAUUCGAAUUCAAAGUGAGUUGAAUUUUUACGUACUGGAUCGACUAAUCUUUGAGAUUGUACCAAUAAUUUAUAUUUUUUUUU
Molecule: messenger RNA, 1400 nt
Organism: Linum trigynum
Lineage: Eukaryota; Viridiplantae; Streptophyta; Magnoliopsida; Malpighiales; Linaceae
Source: the annotation of a GenBank genome assembly